This is a messenger RNA of Sardina pilchardus (European sardine), 2971 nucleotides long. It is a transcript of the gene tbx5a, whose product is annotated as T-box transcription factor 5a. The transcript is spliced from 10 exons. Gene Ontology annotation, biological process: positive regulation of DNA-templated transcription; cell fate specification; pattern specification process. Bases 157 to 1704 code for a protein of 515 amino acids. Gene Ontology annotation, cellular component: nucleus. The record is from RefSeq and is a predicted model, not a curated record. NCBI's taxonomy places the organism in Eukaryota, Metazoa, Chordata, Actinopteri, Clupeiformes, Clupeidae. Gene Ontology annotation, molecular function: DNA-binding transcription factor activity, RNA polymerase II-specific; RNA polymerase II cis-regulatory region sequence-specific DNA binding.
CAAACCAAAGACGACACGGAAGAUAGCUAAUCAACUAGCUCCUGGCUGCAGCAGAUGACGACGUCCACCAAAACACUGGAUCAUUCCAACUGUUCAACUCAGUCUCCAGAUGCUUCCAUCAGCUAAGUUGGAUCCCUGCUUACGAGGCCUCCCGACAUGGCGGACAACGAGGAAGCGUUUGGUCUCCAAAAUUCGCCAAGUGAAACGGAAUCGAAGGAUUUACACACUGAAAGUAAACCGGAGAAACAAAAUGGAACUUCAAGCAAAUCGCCGUCAUCGCAGACAACUUAUAUUCAACAGGGAAUGGAAGGAAUUAAGGUAUAUUUGCAUGAAAGGGAGCUGUGGAUGAAAUUUCACGAAGUGGGCACAGAAAUGAUAAUCACCAAAGCUGGCAGGCGAAUGUUCCCCAGCUUCAAAGUUAAGGUGACUGGACUGAACCCCAAAACGAAAUAUAUACUUCUGAUGGAUGUCGUGCCUGCGGAUGACCACCGCUAUAAAUUUGCCGACAAUAAAUGGUCCGUCACUGGGAAAGCAGAGCCGGCGAUGCCCGGGAGGCUCUACGUCCACCCGGACUCCCCUGCCACAGGAGCGCAUUGGAUGAGGCAGCUUGUCUCUUUUCAAAAGCUUAAGCUGACUAACAACCACCUCGAUCCCUUCGGGCACAUUAUUCUGAAUUCUAUGCACAAAUAUCAGCCGAGGAUCCACAUCGUGAAAGCGGAUGAGAAUAAUGGAUUCGGAUCCAAAAACACUGCGUUCUGCACUCAUGUGUUCCCAGAAACGGCCUUCAUUGCAGUCACAUCCUACCAAAAUCAUAAGAUAACUCAGCUAAAGAUUGAGAACAAUCCGUUUGCGAAAGGCUUCCGGGGGAGUGAUGACAUGGAACUGCACCGGAUGUCACGCAUGCAAAGCAGUAAAGAGUACCCGGUGGUGCCCAGGAGCACGGUGCGCCAGCGGGUGGGCACCAGCCAGAGCCCCUUCAGUGGCGAGGUGCAGGGCCUGGGCCCGGCCAGCGGCCUGGGCGCCGCGUACCCCUGCGAGAACGGCGUCAGCAGCACCUCGCAGGACCUGCUGCCCCAGUCGGGCUCCUACCCGCUGCCCCACGAGCACGGCCAGGACUACCACUGCAUCAAGAGAAAAGUGGAGGAUGACUGCCACACAGGCGACCACUCUUACAAGAAGGCCUACAUGGAGAGCUCCUCUAGCGAGGAGGACCAUUACUACCGUCCCGUGGCCUACUCCCAGCCCCUGGGCCUGGCCGGUGCCGGUGCCGGACCCUACCGGACCGAGGCGGGCCAGCGGCAGGCGUGCAUGUACGCCAGCGCCACGCAGGCGUCCGAGCCCGUGCCCAGCCUGGAGGACAUCAGCUGCAACACGUGGGCGGGCGUGUCGCCGUACGGCAGCUGCUCGGUGGCGGGCAUGCAGCCCAUGGACCGGCUGCCGUACCACCAGCACUUCUCGGCGCACUUCGCCUCGGGCCCGCUGGUGUCUGCCGCCGCCGCCGCCGCCGCAGCUGCAGCGCGGCAGUGCAGCCCCGGCAGCGCCGUCUCCGGCCUGCAGUCGCCCGGCACAGGGCCGCCCCCGGGCCUCCAGGGGAACGAGUACCCGCUGUACCCGCCGCACAGCCUACCGCGCACGCUCUCGCCGCACCAGUACCACGCCGUGCACAGCGUCAGCAUCAUGCCCGACUGGAACGAGGGAAGCUAACUUGCCCAGGAGAAGAAGGUUUCCGCGGGGGACAAAAAAAGGGUCGAGGAGAUUUGGAGAAUGACUGAGGAGUCGGGUGUCGGCGAUUGCAUAUAUUUAUAUCUCAUAUGUUUAUGUGGAGAAGAGUACGUUGCUCACCUUCAGACUCGUAUGGUCUUGUGACAUCAGUUUUUAAGACCAUCAUGUCGAGACGUUUAGAGACUUUAAGGCGAGAGGCCAAGUAGCACAGACAUCUUUAAAGAUGAUUUUUUUUUUUUCGGACAGUCUGGCCACCCAUGUCAGAUAUCCACCAGAGAUUUUCUUUUCAGGGUUGAAGGAUGAAGUAUCAAGUCAGUUUGUAAAGUAUAUGUGUAUAGUACAGUAUAAUAUGGAAAGAAAAAAGAUAAGCUACAAGCUUUUCCCCAUUUUUUUUAAAGUGACGGACUGAAGCACAGGCCUACGAUUGCAUCACCAGACCCGUUUUUUUAAAGCAAUUUUUAUAUUCUAUUUUUCAUCUUUGUGUUGUGGUAUGCUUUUGUUUUUUGUCUUUGUAAUCCGCUAAUAUGAAAAGAUUGUUAGAUGGAUCAUUUCCUUUAAAAAAAAAAAAAAAGUAAUUAUGUUGACACCACCCUUAAAUAUGUUUUUUUUUUUGUUUUCCUUUUUGUUGGCUAAUAUGUUCUAUGUAAAUGUUACUCAGAAAAAGAGAAGACAAUCACCAGUCAGGAAAGUCAAGCCGAGUGUACAAAAGAAAGAAACAAAAGUGUUUCUAUAGAGUGCAGACUUCUGGUUGGGGGCAAACCGAUGCACUUAUGCAGUUUAGGACAGUUCAGGGACAUACCUCACCUCAUCUUUAGCCAAGUUGAUGAGCGGAACCAUCCGACUAUAAUUAAUGUAUCAGUCUGAAGUAAUAGUUUCCUAUAAGACACAGUCAGUUGCAAUUUGUUUUUUUCUCUUUCUUUUAUCCACGAGGGUUCACAGUAACAGAGACAGUUAAUCAUAUAUGGAAUAUAUACACUAUUUAUUUAUAUGGUGUGUGUAUGGUUCUGAAUGGCGUCAAGGUCGAUGUGUUGUGUUUGGCGUACAGCUGUGCCAUCUUAUGAAGAUCUCUGUAUUGUAUUUUCACUACGCCUUUAAUUUCAAGAACCGCUCCCCAUCCUCGACGGUUGUGCUGAAAGCAUGAUGUCAAACAGUGCUGGGCCAUUACAGUCAGUGAUACGUUGAUACAUGCCAUGCAUUUUGUACUUAAGUUUUUGUCAGUCCUGUUUCCAAUAGAGGUAUUUUCUGGAAG